AUGGAGAAGUGCUUGGCGGGCGGGAGAAUAAGCAAGCCUUGGGAUGGGAGUGGAAAUGAGGCGGCGGCCAGUCGGUCUGUUCUGUCGCUGCUUGCUGCUGCCAUGUCCCGCUGGGAAUGGAGGACGGAGGAACACUGGGCAUCCUUUGGGAGUUCGAGUCCAGUUGGCUCCUUAUCAUCUGAGGAUCAUGACUUUGACCCUUCUGCUGAAAUGCUGGUUCAUGAUUAUGAUGAUGAGCAAACUCUCGAAGAGGAGGAAAUGAUGGAAGAAAACAAAAAUUUCAGCGCUGAAAUUUUUGUUUUCGAAAAGGAAGGAAACAUGCCAUUGGAAGAUUUACUGGCAUUCUAUGGAUAUGAACCCACGAUUCCAGUUAUGGCAGGUUCCAGUGUGAAUAGCUCUCCAAGUGAACUUGCAGAUGAACUUCCAGAUAUGACGUUAGAUAAAGAAGAAAUAGCUAAAGAUCUCUUGUCGCGUGAUGAUGGAGAAACACAGUCCUCUGCUGAUGACUUGAUGCCGUCAGUUACUUCACAUGAGGCUACAGACUUCUUUCCUCGGCCAUUAAGAUCAAACACUACUUGUGAUGGAGAUAAAGAAUCAGAUGGUGAAGAUGUGGAGGUAGACAGUGGUAAUGCAUCCGAAGAUUUGAGAAAGGAAAUAAUGGUUGGUUCAAAGUAUCAGGCUGAAAUUCCACCUUACCUUGGCAGGUGUACUGAUGAUGAAAAGGGUAAGUUCUCCUGACUCUUUCACUUUUUAUCUUAACGUUAGCAGUUGAUGAAAAAAUAUUAUAUGAAUUUUUAAAGUCGAGUCUGUGUCUUAGUUAAAAUUUGAGAUCUUAAAAACACAAGAAAAUGGAAGUGAUACACCCAAAUAAUUAUUUUCAGAAAUGUGAUUAUACAACUCUGAGAGGACAUAAUGAGAAUGAUAUAGGAGGGUGGACUGCAAUGUUAAUUCCAGAGUAUCGAGUAAUCCUCCGUUGGUAAAUGUAGAAGGAGAACUUGCUUCAGCGGACAAAGAGAAGGCUGAGGUACUGAAUGAGUUCUUUGUCUCGGUCUUCACUGGCGGCUGGGAUUCCAGUACUUCUCAUGUCCCUGAGCCUUGC
Molecule: messenger RNA, 1099 nt
Organism: Centrocercus urophasianus (Greater sage-grouse)
Lineage: Eukaryota; Metazoa; Chordata; Aves; Galliformes; Phasianidae
Product: mesoderm induction early response protein 3-like
Biological process (GO): negative regulation of transcription by RNA polymerase II
Cellular component (GO): nucleoplasm
Molecular function (GO): histone deacetylase binding; transcription corepressor activity
Source: RefSeq, a predicted model, not a curated record